Cynoglossus semilaevis (tongue sole) is the source of this 3076-nucleotide messenger RNA. RefSeq names its product FAM161 centrosomal protein A (gene fam161a). Gene Ontology annotation, biological process: cilium organization. The transcript has 8 exons. Gene Ontology annotation, cellular component: cilium. The record is from RefSeq and is a predicted model, not a curated record. Bases 601 to 3042 code for a protein of 813 amino acids. Lineage: Eukaryota; Metazoa; Chordata; Actinopteri; Pleuronectiformes; Cynoglossidae.
AAAAUGGAGCUCAGUUAAGCACUCCUAACUCUAAAUGUUUCCUCGUAUCACGAAAAUCUUGCAAAUGUUGCUUACAUGUAAUUUUUGAAAACUACUUUUUAUUUAUUGUGUAAUUGACAGCUCAAGGAUCUACCAUUAAAAGCAUAACACGUUUUCUCAAGACACCUUUGUUUACUUGAAGCUUCAGGGACUUAUGUUGAUAAAAAGAUUAAAAACAAUUUAAAAUAUAAAGAAAUACCGUAACAGAACACUGAUCGUUAAGCCUAGCUAAGAGCAAAUAAGUCUGGAUUUAUGAGCUGUACAUUACUUAGUUCUGUAAGUCAAUAACUUCAGUUCAAUGUCUACUUUAUCGCAUUCUUUAAAUCGCAUUUUUACCUGACCAAAUAAAAUAUAUAUUUAUUUUGCUUUUAAUUUGAAAAUGACCGCCGUUUCCGGUGAAGACUGACUCCGCCCCCUGCACCUGUUGCCUAAAAAGGCUUUAAGCGUGAGGAGCGCGACCACAGUUAGAACAGCGCUCAUUAAUACCUCAGCUUGUUUUUACAUUUUCAUAACGUAGCGGGAGUUUCUUUAUUUGUUUGUUUGUGCGGUCCUGAAAGAAAAAUGGAAAAAAGUCACCGGACAACCGUACUGGUGACGUCAUGUCUGAAGACGCCGGUGGACCCUGAGACAAAAGUGCCGUUGGCUGCGUAUGAACGCGAGCCCUCCGUCCACAUUGACAACCGGAACUACGAGAAAGAGCUGGAGUACGAAGACUCGGGCUCUGACUCCUGUGAUCAGGAGCGUGGGGUCAGAGACCGACUUGACCUGCGCAGCAUAUUCUUCUCCAAUGAGGAGUACUAUGCCAAGCUGGAGGAGCUGAAGAAGGCCCACCUCCACACCAUGGCAGAGCUGGAGAACAUGUACCAUCGCAAGCUGCAGCAUCAUUUCCUGGAUCCAUGUCACAUAACCACGCAGGAGGCAGAGCAAAGGUCACCCUGUUUGAGCAGCUGCUCGGCGACACUCCAGCCUUUACGAAAGUCGCACUCUGCUGGGGAACUCAGGAAGUGUUCAGGUCAUUUGGACUCUUUCAUCAAGAAUGAAUCUGCUAAUAAUGACCUGGACAAGGACCUACUCUUGUCCCCAAAGUCACUCCUUAAGAAUAUGUGGUGUGACUUUAAGGUGUCGCCCAACACCCUCCACCUGUCAUCCUCCUCACUCCAGAGUCUCCCAGGAGAGCAGAAGAAGACAGUCAGUAGAAAAAAUGAGAGGACCAGGAAGAAUCAGGACCAGGAGAAUUGGAAACACAAAAUGACCAUACCGAAACCUUUUCACAUGACCCUACGUGAGGCCCAAAGACAAAAGCAUGGCAUCAGGACACGGACUGAGGUCGAGUUAGAGAAUGCAGAGCUACGGCGUCAGCUGGAAGAACUCAAAGAGUGCCAGAAAAAGUUCCGUGCCAGUCCUGUGCCUGCACACGUUUACCUUCCUCUUUAUGAAGAACUUAAAGACCAAAAAAGAAACAUUAAAGAAAAGGAACAUCCCAACCAAACUGUUCCAAAACCUUUUAGUUUUUUGGAGAGGGAGCGACUGAAGAAGGAGGAGAGAGAGUGCCGUCAGUCACAACAACCGUCCGACCAGGACAACGUCAAACCCUUCAAGGCCAGGCCUGUGCCUAAGUCUGUGUACGUCGCAGCAUCAGGGCAGCAGAUGGAGGAGGAGCAGUUGUAUCGCUCCAUAAAGAAACAGAUGAGAGCUCAGGAGCUGCUGCACAGUGCCUCAGUGCCAACCAGCAUGCUAGAACGCCGUCUCAGUGAUCGUAAAAAAAACAAGGUCGAUGGUGAAAGCAGCUUCACCCACCAACCUCAGAUCAACAAGGACGUGCCGGACUUCGAUGCUAGCUACAGACGCUUCCAAAAACACCUAGAGAAACUCAAAGAGGUGAAGCCAACGACUAUGUGUGAACCCUUCGACCUCAGGACCUCCCAGAUACCCUCACACCGUGAUCGCAUCCUGGCUGACAUCGAGAAGGACCAGCAGCAGAGCAGCCCCAGGAUGCAGCGUUGGCUUCACCUCAGCACUGGACUAAAUCACACACCAACUUCAAGUCUCUGCUCUUCCCUCUCCAGCAGCCUGGAGAUGAUUCCUGCCAAAGAUACAGAUGCUACCAAAAAGCGUCAUGAGGCUGUGAGAAAGGUGUUGGAGCAGAGGAAAAAGGCCGAGGAAGAGGAGGAGCGGUGGAGGGAGAAGCAAAAGCAGCGGGAGAAGAAGCUGAAGAGGGUGGUGUUGAAGAAGGCCCAAGCCAACGACCCCCACCAGGCACUUUCACAGACCCAGCAGGCCAAACUGACAGAUUUCAGAAAACAGGAAUGUCAGCGUCGGAGAGAGUACCAGCAGGAGAUCAAGGAAAUCCAGCAGAGAGUCAAACUCAGACCCCUGCUACUGGAGCAGGUGGCACAGGUCAACGCCAGACAAUCAGCAGAGAAACGCUAUAAACAUGCCCUGCGUGGCUGUGACCUGAGUCCAGAGCUGGUCGUCAGCAAGUCAACGGUCGAGUCUGAAUCUGCAUGCAGAGACUUACAGUCCGUCGGUGGCAAACCCAGUGACAGUGACAUCACAGGCAAGAUGGGAUACCUUCCUGUUCAGUACAGAAAAGUCUUUCUAAACGACGAUGACUUAGACGAUCCACCUGAGAAAGACACAGAAAGUGAAGACAACGAGGAAGAGGAAAAAUAUGGCAAAGACCCUGAGGACGGCCACCGAAACUCAGACGAUAGCUGCCACUACUCAGACGACCACGAGAGUUACUCGGAUGAGAGUGAGUGCAAUGACAUCACUAGACCGCAGGAGGGAAAAAGCAAACGUCUUCUGGUGAAGUCUCGCGAGAUUACCGGAGACGGCCGAACGGCCAAAGGAGACGACAGCGGAAAGUGCCGAAGCUUCCACGCUGCCGUGUGUGUGUUUCUCCCUCCCCUCCUUUUUCAACAUGGCCGCCGUGUCUGCUACUCUCCGGUGACGCUCAGCUUGCAGACUGAACUCGCUUUUCUCCGUUACCGCUGUCUUUAAACUGACGCCGCACAGUCUUCUCGUCUAGAGGGGA